CGGAGGGUGUUGAAGAUGGCAGUGUGGAUCCAGGCCCAGCAGCUCCAGGGAGAUGCUCUCCACCAGAUGCAAUCUCUGUACGGUCAGCACUUCCCCAUCGAAGUGCGACAUUACCUGUCCCAGUGGAUCGAGGGCCAACUCUGGGAUAACAUCGACUUGGAGAACCCGCAGGAGGAGUUCAAGGCCAAGCGCUUGCUGGACGGCCUGAUCCAAGAGCUGCAGAACAAGGCGGAGCACCAGGUCGGCGAGGACUGCUUCCUGCUCAAAAUCAAACUGGGACACUAUGCCAGCCAACUCAAGAGCACGUAUGACCGAUGUCCUCUGGAGCUGGUGCGCUGCAUCAAGCACAUCCUCUACACGGAGCAGCGGCUAGUGCGGGAGGCCACCAACUCCAGCUCUCCGGUGGGUGGAAUGUUGGACAGCAUGUCUCAGAAGUACCAGCAGAUCAACCAAGCCUUCGAGGAACUUCGCCUGCUCACCCAGGACACGGAGAAUGACCUGCGCAAGCUCCAGCACAACCAGGAGUACUUCAUCAUCCAGUACCAGGAGAGCCUGCGCAUCCAGGCUCAGCUUUCCAGCCUGGCCACACUGCCCCCUGCUGACCGACAGUUACGAGAACCCACUCUGUUGAGCAAAAGAGCAACGGUGGAGGCAUGGCUGACAAGGGAGGCCAACACACUACAGAAGUACAGACUGGACCUGGCAGAGAAGCACCAGAAAACACUGCAGCUGCUGAGGAAGCAGCAGACCGUCAUCCUGGACGACGAGCUGAUCCUGUGGAAGAGACGGCAACAGCUGGCAGGCAACGGGGGCCCGCCGGAGGGGGGCAUGGACAUCCUGCAGUCCUGGUGCGAGAAGCUGGCGGAAACCAUCUGGCAGAACCGACAGCAGAUCCGGAGAGCGGAGCACCUCAGACAACAGCUGCCCAUCCCGGGUCCCAUUGAAGACCUCCUCAAUGAACUCAACAGCACUAUCACAGACAUCAUCUCAGCCUUGGUCACAAGCACCUUCAUCAUCGAGAAACAGCCUCCACAGGUGCUCAAAACCCAGACCAAGUUCGCCGCCACCGUGCGCCUCCUGGUCGGCGGCAAGCUGAACGUGCACAUGAACCCGCCGCAGGUCAAGGCCACCAUCAUCAGCGAGCAGCAGGCCAAGGCGCUGUUGAAGAACGAGAACACCAGGAAUGACAGUAGUGGAGAUAUUCUCAACAACAACUGCGUGAUGGAGUAUCACCAAACGACGGGCACGCUCAGCGCUCACUUUAGGAACAUGUCCUUGAAGAGGAUCAAGCGGUCGGACAGGAGAGGAGCCGAGUCGGUGACGGAGGAGAAAUUCACCAUUCUCUUCGAGUCCCAGUUCAGCGUCGGAGGCAAUGAGCUCGUCUUCCAAGUGAAGACGUUGUCGCUGCCUGUAGUGGUGAUAGUCCACGGGAGCCAAGACAAUAAUGCCACGGCGACAGUGCUGUGGGACAACGCAUUCGCCGAGCCUGGCCGCGUGCCUUUCCUGGUGCCAGACAAGGUGCUAUGGCCUCAGCUGUGCGAGGCCAUCAACAUGAAGUACAAGGCGGAGGUGCAGAGCAACCGCGGCCUCUCCGAGGAGAACCUGGUCUUCCUCGCCCAGAAGGCUUUCGGAAACUCCAGCAACAGCAUCGAGGACGACCGCAAUAUGACGAUGACCUGGUCACAGUUUAACAGAGAAAGCUUGCCCGGCAGGAACUUCACAUUUUGGCAAUGGUUCGACGGCGUGAUGGAGCUGACGAAGAAGCAUCUCAAGCCGCACUGGAACGACGGAGCCAUCCUGGGCUUUGUGAACAAGCAGCAGGCUCAAGACAUGCUGAUGUCCAAGCCAAACGGCACCUUUCUUCUGCGCUUCAGCGACUCCGAGAUCGGCGGGGUCACGAUUGCCUGGGUGGCGGAAAACCCCAACAAAGCAGGGGAGCGAAUGGUGUGGAACCUCAUGCCCUACACAACCAAAGACUUCACGAUUCGCUCUUUGGCCGACCGCAUCAGCGAUCUCAACCACCUCCUCUUCCUCUACCCCGACAAGCCCAAGGACGACGUCUUCUCCAAGUAUUACACCCCUCCGCUCUCCAAGGCGGUGGAUGGAUACGUGAAGCCGCAAAUCAAACAAGUGGUGCCUGAGUUUACAACAGCCAAUCCGGAUCCAGCAAGUGGGAACCCGACCUACAUGGAUCACGGUGCCUCUCCGGCACCUGUCAGUCACCCUCACACCUACGGCUUGUACCCACCAAUGAGCGAAUCCAUGCUGGACCCGGAAGGAGAAUUCGACCUGGACGACACCAUGGACGUGGCGCGGCACGUGGAGGAGCUGCUGCGACGGCCCGUGGAGAGCCACUGGGGCAGCCAGCAGUCGAACCUCGCCGGGUGCCUUUUGGCACCUUCGUCUCUUGUACAAGGCUGUUUGUUCCCCAAAAUGGGAGACGCUUUUCAACAACGCUGCCUGCUCGUCCUCUCAGGUCCGCCCCACACAUGCCUCGCACCCUCAACCCCUCCUCAUCAGUGCUGCCUUGCCUUAGUCCACAUCUCGCAGGGCGCCAUUUUUUCACUUUCUCGUGUGCGCGUGUGCGGUCCCGUUUCGGAACGAGCACAAGCGGACGUAGCUCAGCUCGAAGGCUCGGAAACCUCCGGACGGCUUCCGAGUUGCGGGUUUGUCGCCGGGAAGGAGCGGAGUGAGGAGAAAGCGGCGCACCGGCCGGCCGGCCGCCUGUUCCGGGCACCUUCAACCAUGGCGGGGCUCCACACUUCUUCCGAGGCGUCUGGACAUUUUCUGGACUUGAGCCGGCCGACGCAAGCCUCCCUCGACGGCGGCGGAGGAGGAGGAGGCGGCGGCGGCACCCGGCCCUACUUGGAAGUGUCGGCCGGCGCCGCCCGGGGCUUCGCAGCCCAGCGGGUGUACAGCAACGGCCGGUACCUGGAGCACAGCAGCCCGACGGUAGGCGCUCGCAGCCGGGAGCCGUCCACGGAGAGGAGCCAGGGAGGAGCGAACACACCUUGCGGCAUCAUGAAGGACGGGUCCAAGCAGAGGCAGGUGAGGAAAAAGACAGUCUCCUUCAGUUCCAUGCCGAGUGACCGGAAGAUCAACAGCACGGCGGCAUGCAUGGCUUUUAUGAUGGAGGGCUGCGAGAUGAAGAAGGUGCGCUCCAACUCGCGCAUGUACAACCGAUACUUUCUGCUGGAUCCGGACAUGCACUGGCUCCGCUGGGAGCCCUCCAAGAAGGACUCAGAGAAGGCAAAGCUCGAGAUUAAGAGCAUUAAAGAGGUCCGAUUAGGGAAGAAGACCCCAGUCCUUCGCAGCAAUGGUCUGUCUGAUCAGUUCCCAGAUGAAUGCGCCUUCUCGAUCAUCUAUGGGGACAACUAUGAGUCACUGGAUUUGGUUGCCAGUACAGCUGAUGUGGUCAGCACCUGGGUGAUGGGGCUGAGAUAUCUGGUUUCUUAUGGCCGUCACUCCGUUGGCAUGGUAGAACCCACCCAACCAAGUGUAAGGACAUCUUGGAUUAGCUCAGUCUUUGAGCUCGCAGACAUGGAAAAAGACGGACACAUUGACCUUUUCAGGGCCACUCAAAUUAUCAAGGGGCUCAACCCCGGAAUGAAAGAGGCGAUGAUAGAACUCAAGUUCAAAGAACUCCAGAAAGCUAAAGACCAAUACGGUGAGGCAAUUAACAUGGACACAUUUGUGGAGGCUUACUGUGAGCUCUGUACGCGUCCAGAAAUUUUCUUCUUGCUGAUGCAGUUCUCCAGCAACAAGGAGUACUUGGACUGUAAAGACCUGAUGUUAUUUGUAGAGGUGGAGCAGGGUGUAGAAGGUGUAACAGAGGACAUGUGCAGAGAUAUGGUUCUAAAAUAUGAGCCAUCAGCCGAAGGCAGGGAAGGGAUUUACCUCUCCAUUGAUGGCUUUACACACUACCUCCUCUCCUCUGAGUGUCACAUCUUUGACCCGCAGCACAAACGUGUGUGCCAGGACAUGACGCAGCCCUUGUCCCACUACUACAUCAACUCUUCACAUAAUGCCUCCCUUCUGGAAGACCACUUCUGGGGUUCAUCCGACAUCAGUAGUUACAUCCGUGUUCUGAGGAUGGGUUGUCGCAGCAUAGAGGUAAUCGUCUGGGAUGGUCCUGAUAAUGAACCAGUGGUGUAUGUCGGUAGUUCUGUGGCCUCACAGCUCGCGUUCUCCAAGGUCGUGGAUAUCAUCAACCAAUAUGCCUUUGAGAGCUCUGAGUAUCCCUUGAUUCUCUGUUUAGUGGCUCAUUGCUCUAUCCCUCAGCAAAGGGUUAUGGCCCAACACAUGAAAAAGAUUCUUGGAGACAAACUAUAUGUGGAUUCCCCCAACAAAGAAGAAAACUACCUACCCACUCCUGAGAAACUCAAAGGUAAAAUCCUCCUCAAGGGCAAGAGGCUAGAGCUGAGCUCCACAGACCCUGAGGGUGAUGUGACAGAGGAGGAAGAGGGUCUAGAAAUGUCCAGAAGAGUAGGAGUAGAUGACAGGGACCAGCUAAAUGGCUUGGGUUGUAAAAAACUCCGUCUGUGCAAGGAGCUGUCUGAUCUUGUGUCACUCUGUAAAUCAGUCCAGUUCAGGGACUUUGACACAUCAAAACGGGACCAAAAAUAUUGGGAGAUUUGCUCCUUCAAUGAGGUUGAUGCAAACAGGUUCGCCAAUGAGUUUCCAGAGGAAUUUGUCUGCUACAACAAGCGCUUUCUCUCUCGAGUGUACCCCACCCCGAUGAGGAUUGAUGCAAGCAACAUGAACCCCCAAGAUUUCUGGAAGUGUGGCUGCCAGAUUGUGGCCAUGAACUACCAAACACCUGGCCUGAUGAUGGACCUCAACCUUGGCUGGUUCAGACAAAAUGGCAACUGUGGCUACGUGUUGCGGCCAGCCAUCAUGAGGGAGGAGGUGUCCUAUUUCAGUGCCAAUGCUCGGGAUUCCCUGCCAGGGGUUUCUGCCCAGCUACUUCACAUUAAGCUCAUCAGCGGGCAGAACCUACCCAAGCCUCGUGGCUCUGCGGCCAAGGGUGACGUGGUGGAACCUUACAUAUACGUGGAGAUUCAUGGCAUCCCGGCUGAUUGUGCUGAGCAAAGAACCAAAACCGUGUCACAAAAUGGCGACAACCCCAUUUUUGAGGAGAGUUUUGAAUUCCAGAUCAACUUGCCCGAACUGGCGGUCCUGCGCUUUGUGGUGCUGGAUGAUGACUACAUUGGAGAUGAGUUCAUUGGCCAGUACACCAUCCCGUUCGAGUGCCUGCAGCCCGGCUACAGGCAUGUCCCCCUACAAUCUCUGACAGGGGAGUUCCUACCCAACACCACACUCUUUGUCCACGUGGCCAUCACAAACAGACGAGGAGGAGGAAAAGCCCAUAAGAGAGGAAUUUCUGUCAGGAAGGGUCGCAAGGCCCGGGAAUACACCAACACUAAGACCACAGGGAUCAAGGUGGUGGACGAACUCUUCAGAGCAUCGACCCAACCCCUUAGGGAAGCCACAGACCUCAGAGAAAAUGUACAGAAUGCCAUGGUGUCCUUCAAGGAGCUCUGCGGGCUGACGCCGGCCGCCAACAUGAAGCAGUGCAUCUUGACCGUGUCCACCUGGCUGAUGAACAGCGAGCGCUCUCUGCGGGUGACAGUAGACCUUAGCGAGACCUACCCCACCAUGGAAGCUGAGGGUCUGGUGCCCGAGCUGCUGCGCAAGGUGCUCAACGCCUACGACAUGAUGAUCCAAACCAGCAGAACACUGAUCGAGUCGGCUGACGUGGUCUACUCCAAGCUGGUGCAAGCACAGCGUGCAGGUCUGGACUUCCACGAGGACCUGCAUCGCAUCGGCGCAAAGGAGGGCCUGAAGGGUCGCAAACUGCAGAAGGCCAUGGAGAGCUACGCCUGGAACAUCACCGUCCUCAAGGGCCAGGCAGACCUACUGAAGCACGCCAAGAACGAGGCACUAGACACCCUGCGUCAGAUUCACUGUGCAGCUCAGUCCUGUGGCCUCAGUAAGAACGGAGCCUCCUCCCCUCAGCUGCAGCAUCAUCCACCCCAAUCCCACCCGCUCCAAAACCAGACGCAGCUUCAGGCCAAGUCCCCGCUGCAGCCCCCACUGCCAUCCCCGUUACACACCCAAACCUGGACUGGACCUCAUUCCCCGCUCCCACUGCUUCAAACUGUUCCAAAACCACCCGCUUACACGCCCCCGCCAGCCCUGCCACCACACUUCCAGUUCCAGCAGCGCAUGGCAGCCGGACCCCUGGACUCCACAACGGAGAAGGAGAUGUUCAGCGAAGAUCCGGCGGGACCCUGCUGACCCGCAGCCUGUGCCCGCGGAGACGAGCACCCGAGAGAGAGUGAAAAAGAUGAGCGGAAAGGUCUGGGACCGAUGCAGAAAGUGGCGAGCGGUAUAGAAAGGGAGAUGGAGGAUAGCGUGCACCAGAUGAUGAUGAUGAGGAAGACUCGUCGCGUUAGAAGCGAGACACAAGUGUGAAGGUCAGACUUGGUGAGAGAGCAGAAGAAGAAGACAUGUACUGUAAAUGUGCUUUUCUCUGUCAUAGUCCACUCAUUUUAUUCAAAGUUUUAAAUGCCAAAAAUGACCACGUUCACAGACACAUAUAAAAGCCACCAUUUAGACUAAAGAAUUUCCCAGCAUGUUUUUAGUUGCUUUUUUAGUUGUCUCAUUUAUAUGAGAUUGUAUAUGAUACACUAGGCCUUUGUAAAUGGAACACAAUCCGAUUCUAGGUGAAUACAUUUUCUCCACUGGAUAUUAUGCAAAUUGUACAAAAGCCAGGGGUCCUAAGCAGGAACCCUGAGGAACUCCGUUACACGCAGUUCCCACAAUAACUAAACCCGGUUACACACAUACCACUUUUUUUUUUUCUUAACCGACUUUUAAAUUGUGAAAUUUUCUUACCUUUAAAUUCAAGUGUGAUGUUCCAAUCCACUUGUAUUUCUCCCCUUUUCUUCCAAUUGGCUAAAAUGGCAUCCUGGUGUAUUGGUACAAAUUUAAAAAAAUCCCUGUGUGUGUGUGUGUAUGUGGACGUAGCCUUUCACAGCUUCAUGUUAAGCUUUGUCUUCUUCUGCUAUCUCCAAAGUUCUCUCUCGGAGUGACAUUCUUUUCCACACACCCACACUUGUUUUAUUCUACUCUGUGGGUACAGGCUGUGACUCAAGCCCGCUUUCCUUUGGGGGGUCACUCUUUUCCCCUGCAUUUUUAUUUGUUUGCGCUUUUUACCCCUCCUCUGGCAAAGGUUUAGUGCAUUUGUUUGGUUUAAGGGGCACGUAGAACAAUCUGGAAUCAAUCCUCGAGAUUUUAGUUUUAACAUCUUGGACUCGCUUCACCCAACAACCACGACCAGAAGACGUGACUCUACACAAAGUAUCGUGAAACUAGAUGUAAACUAUUUAAAAUGUAAGAAGGGAUGAUACAAGGACUCUUGUAGACACAAAUGGUGGCUGUUCUACUAAUUGUUGUUAGUUCUAUGGAUAUUUAUUUUAUUUUUUUUUAAUUAUGUGAUUGUCUGGACAGUCGCCGCACAAAGGGACUGUAAUGGGGGAUUACGGGUUACACCAGGGUCCAAAACAAACAAUAUAUAUAUAUAUAUAUAUAUAUAUAUAUAUACACACUGUAUACAUACACACACAAAUACGUGUGUGUGUGUGUACAUAUACCGGGUUAUUGAAAAGUAACUCCCUAUUUUUAAGUACUUGUAAUUUGUUUCUGAACUAUAAUUCUUACAAGAAGUGAACAUGAGAAGAAAGUGUAUUACAUGGAGUUUUAUUUAAAAUGGGGAGCCAGCAUUAGCUACCAGUUUCUCAAGCCGCCUGGGAACCACAUUAACUGAUUUCACAAGGAACUCUUGUGGGAUGGAAGACAUAACUUCUCGUAUUCAUCCUUCAAGUUCUUCCAAAGUCGUUGGUUUGGUAGAAUAGACUUGCUCCUUUAAUCAUGGAACAUACCCAAAAAAAAAUUUAAAUAUGACAACAUAUGAAUAAAUUCUAAGUAUUUUAAAAUAGGGAGUUACUUUUCAAUCACCCUGUGUG
Molecule: messenger RNA, 8030 nt
Organism: Phyllopteryx taeniolatus (common seadragon)
Lineage: Eukaryota; Metazoa; Chordata; Actinopteri; Syngnathiformes; Syngnathidae
Product: inactive phospholipase C-like protein 2
Exons: 27
Coding region: 16-6300 (2094 amino acids)
Biological process (GO): intracellular signal transduction; lipid metabolic process; regulation of DNA-templated transcription
Molecular function (GO): DNA binding; phosphatidylinositol-4,5-bisphosphate phospholipase C activity; DNA-binding transcription factor activity
Source: RefSeq, a predicted model, not a curated record